AUGUCAUUACAGGCACAGAGCAGUUCAGAAGAUAAAAUAACAAUCCACUUUAUAAACCAUGAUGGUGACACAUUAACAACCAAAGAGAAAGUUGGUGACACUCUGCUAGAUGUUGUGGUUGAAAAUAAUGUAUGUAUUGAUCAUUUUGGUGCAUGUAAGAGAACCUUGGCUUGCUCCGCCUGUCAUCUUAUAUUUGAAAAACACAUAAUCCUGAAGUUAGAACCAGUCACUGAUGAUGAGAAUGACAUACUUGAUCUGGUGUCUGGGCUAACAGAUGAAUCACAGCUGGGCUGCCAAAUCUGUUUGACAAAAUCAAUGGAUGAUAUGACUAUCCAAGUACCUGAUGCAGUGGCUGAAGUAAGACAGUCCAUUGACAUAAGCGAGAAUUCCUAA
Messenger RNA from Tupaia belangeri chinensis (Chinese tree shrew), 393 nucleotides. RefSeq names its product adrenodoxin-like. The coding region runs from base 1 to 393 and encodes 130 amino acids. Gene Ontology annotation, biological process: P450-containing electron transport chain. NCBI's taxonomy places the organism in Eukaryota, Metazoa, Chordata, Mammalia, Scandentia, Tupaiidae. The transcript has a single exon. The record is from RefSeq and is a predicted model, not a curated record. Gene Ontology annotation, molecular function: 2 iron, 2 sulfur cluster binding; electron transfer activity. Gene Ontology annotation, cellular component: mitochondrion.